UAAUGUGGCCAGUCGCAGCGACUGUGCCGCAUGCCCUACGCGGCGAUAGUGGCAAUCGGCUUUUGGUGUAGGGCAGCUGAAAAUGUGGUCGAGCUGUGCUAACGGAUUGCGUUUCUCACGCUGGAUCAGGUCGCGUUAUCAGUUGGCGCUGUGGAUAAUAGCGAACCGAAACGUAAACAAACGACGCCCACGAAUUGCAGUGGCUAAACGGCAAAGUCCUUGCCCCAUGUGGUGCGGCCGGCUGGCAGAUUGUUAAAAACUGGCGCUCAGUUCGUUUCGUGGCCGCGCUUCAUGUUGGCAGCUCUGAUUUUUGACAGCUGCUCACGAUAAUUGUGUGUGUGUGUGUGUGUGCAGAGAUUCCCGAAUCGUCGUGUGGGUCGAGUGUGGGUGUCAUGGAGAGUCCGGAGUACGGUUGGUUCAACCACAGCAACGGCAAUGGCAUUUCGCCCAGAACAAAUGGCGCCAACGAGCUAAAGGAUAACCUAAUGGAUAUCACAACUGCUGCGACCGUUGGACAGCAGCGAAUUAGCGCUGGCCUCCUGCUCUGGCUGAUCAUCAAUGCGAUCAUCUUUGUCUUUAUACUGGCCGGCAAUGCGCUCACAAUCGUCGCUGUGCGCACCUGUCGCAAUCUGCGCUCGGUGAUAUCGAAUCUGUUCAUCUUAUCAUUGGCCAUAUCCGAUUUCAUUGUGGGCGUCGCUCUGCCCUAUCAUGUCGUCUUCUACAUGGGCAGCGGCCUCGAUCUGGGCCGUCUGCGCGGCUUCUGUUUGUUUCGCUUCUUUCUGUUCAUCUGCGCCUGCUGCGUCUCCAUACUGACGCUCAUCUCGAUUGCCGUGGACCGCUAUAUAGCGGUCAUCUACGCUUUGCACUAUAGACGCUACAUGACGCGCCGCGUUGCCUACAUGAUCAUCACGCUGAACUGGUGUGUGGGCGCUCUGGUGGCGAUGAUACCCAUAUUCUGGAACAAGUGGUCCGCGGCGCAGGGCUGUGAAUUCGAUGAGGUGCUGCUGCCAUGGUAUGUGGCCGGGGUUAUAACGCCCGGAUUCGUUAUCAUCUGGAUAUGCAUGCUCGUCUUCUACUGGCGCAUAAUGCGCGAGGCGUCGAAACAGGCGCAGCGAUUGCGCCAAUCUGUGGUCUACAAUACGCACAGCAGCCACAGCAUGCUGCAUCCGGACUGGAAGAGCGUACAGAUUGUGGUCUUCAUCAUGGGCUGCUUUACGAUCUGCUGGCUGCCCUACUUCUCUGUGGCGAUUGCCCAGCUCUUUCGCAUGUGCCGCAGCAACUCGAUGAUCUACAAGAUAGCCUUCUCGCUGGCCAUGGCCAACUCGGCGCUCAAUCCCAUCAUCUACUCAUGGAAGAAUGCCGGCUUCCGGCGCGCGUUCGCCCAGACGCUCUGCUGCAAGUCCGCCAGCUGCUGUCGCAUCGAUGCCGAUCUGGAGCUGCAUUUGCCCUCGGACAGCGUCAAGCAGCGCAUCGAUAGCAACAGCAGCAACGGCUACGCAGCCAACGCGGAAACGAAGCCCAACGAAAAACUCUCAACUCAAUGCCAGGUCGCUCAAUAA
Drosophila hydei is the source of this 1559-nucleotide messenger RNA. RefSeq names its product histamine H2 receptor (gene mAChR-C). Lineage: Eukaryota; Metazoa; Arthropoda; Insecta; Diptera; Drosophilidae. The transcript has 2 exons. Gene Ontology annotation, biological process: adenylate cyclase-activating adrenergic receptor signaling pathway. The record is from RefSeq and is a predicted model, not a curated record. Gene Ontology annotation, cellular component: membrane. The coding region runs from base 393 to 1559 and encodes 388 amino acids. Gene Ontology annotation, molecular function: G protein-coupled receptor activity.